AUGGAAUUUGCUAUCAAAAUGGUAUUUGACGACUGUCAAGAAAAUCACAAAUUGAACUUUGAAGUUUCAAGCCCAGACUUCAAGGUGGAAUCCAAUGGAGCUUUAGUUGCACUGAGAAAUUUAUCAGAUGCUGGGAGAGCUUUAUUCAUCCAUGCCCAGUCAGCCCAGGCAGAAGAUACAGCAGAGGUAUUGAUUGCUGGCAGAAAAGAAAAAUCUGGUUCUUUAAAGGAAAUGUUUAAAGCAGAAGGUGGCCUUGGAAACAUACGACAAAGAAGAUCGAUUGUUGCACCUCCAAUCUUAAUUCCCGAAAAUCAGAGACCCCCCUUUCCAAAACUUGUAGGCAAGGUGAUAGAUAUCGACCGGCCAGAAGGUUCAAAGUUCCGAAUUUUUGGGAAAGGAGUAGAACAGGAACCAAAGGGAAUUUUCAAGAUCAUUGAAGGCACAGGAGAAGUCUUUGUAACACAACAACUUGAUAGAGAAGCCAUUGCUACAUACGAGCUGCAGGUGGAGAUCACUGAUGUCUCUGGCAAGAUCAUAGAAGGUCCAGUCCCUUUUGAUAUUAUUAUCAUUGAUCAGAAUGACAACAGGCCUAUCUUCCGGGAAGGACCAUACAUUGGGCAUGUCAUGGAAGGAUCUCCAACAGGAAGCACUGUCAUGCGUGUGACAGCAUUUGAUGCUGACGAUCCCUCUACAGAUAAUGCUGUGCUGAGAUACAACAUUCUUAAGCAGACUCCAGACAAGCCAUCCCCAAACAUGUUCUACAUAGACCCAGAGAAAGGAGACAUCGUCACGGUUGUAUCUCCAGCCAUGUUGGACCGCGAAACAAUGGAAAAUCCAAAAUAUGAGCUAAUCAUAGAAGCAAAGGACAUGGCUGGACAUGAAGUUGGGUUGACUGGGACCACCACCGCAACGAUUGUCAUUGAUGAUAAAAACGAUCAUGCACCAGAAUUCACCAAGAAAGAG
Molecule: messenger RNA, 963 nt
Organism: Python bivittatus (Burmese python)
Lineage: Eukaryota; Metazoa; Chordata; Lepidosauria; Squamata; Pythonidae
Source: RefSeq, a predicted model, not a curated record